This is a messenger RNA of Drosophila willistoni, 1095 nucleotides long. RefSeq lists its product as uncharacterized. The transcript has a single exon. Lineage: Eukaryota; Metazoa; Arthropoda; Insecta; Diptera; Drosophilidae. Bases 1 to 1095 code for a protein of 364 amino acids. The record is from RefSeq and is a predicted model, not a curated record.
AUGUCGCAGGAGAGCUUGGAGGUAACCCCACUGAGGACUUUCAUCACGCACAGCUCGUACGAGGGUGCCUGGAAUAGUGCUGUGAAUAUGAUGGAUGGUUUUGGUAGCUAUCGCUAUCCCGAUGGCAGUGAAUAUCGAGGCCCAUUCGUCCAGGGUAAAUUCCAUGGCUUUGGCCAUUUGAAACUGGCCCAGCCGUAUAGAUUUACCAUAAAGGGCGAAUUUAAACAUGGCAAACUUGUGAGCAUCGAGGACAUGUGGUUCAAUGAUGGCCUACAUGUCCAGGGCACUUUCUCUGGAUCGGAUUUCAAGUGCGAUCAAUGGGAUUAUCUAACGGCCAACGAUCGCCGCUAUCAGGCGGAACGACGCUAUGGCCAGCAGCCAGUGGGGCCCACAUCGUAUUUGACCAAUGAUCUAAUGGCUCGUCCCAUACCCGAUGGCUGCUAUGACGUCGAAGAGGGUAUCUUUAAUCCUCGGAGCGGUUAUCUACUCAAUCGUCCAGCUCCGUUCCCGAGUAACACCUACGUGGGUUGCACUGAAGAGCGCGACUGGAUCGUGCACAAUUGCCGGCGUGCUCGCACGGAUCACAUAAGUGAACCGUUGCCGAGCUUCUGUCGCAGCAUCACUCAAAACAAUCUGUGGACCGAGCAGCAACAAUUGCCCGAAAUAGCUAUCUAUGCGCCCAAUCAGCGAUUGCCGACCAAGCCCUACUAUCCCAAAUUGUGCAAGGAGAGAGCCAAUCAGAAGCAAGGUGACGAUCGCAAGACCAAGAACAAGAGCGUCGACGGCGGGCAAAUUGGGCUAGCUAAUGCAUAUAACGCUUCCAUAUUGGAAGCUAAAACAGAUCAUAAUUUCGCGGAAUCAUAUCGCCAAUGGACUAGUUCUUCGGAUGUCAGACGCCUGGGUUCCGACUACCAGUCUAGUUGCCCAAUGGAAAGCUUUUCGGACGAACAGAUACGCAUGAAUGUGCAAGAGGCCUACGAUAAUGUCAAUCUCAUGCAAAUCAAGAGAACAGCCGACGAUUUUCAUGUGGUGCAGUCGAAUUUGAUGCGUCCGGCAAGUUUUGUCGAUCUUACACGUUCCGUAUUUGAAUUAUAA